AUGGCCAUCGCCGCCGUGCUAUCCAGCCUACAAAGUAGUGCAAUCGAGUAUCCCUAUCACUCACUCGCUGCUGCUGCAAUCCUUGUCCCAGUCCUCUACGUCAUCCUCAAUGAAUUUGUGCGUUCUUCUGCCCGCGUCAAGGACAUGAAAGGUCCGACAGGUUGGCCCUUGAUCGGCAACUUGUGGCAUAUUCGUACCAACGCCGCGGAGCAGUAUCGUCUGUGGUCCAAGACACAUGGAGCCGUUUAUCAGAUUCAACUAGGCAAUGUGCCCGUUGUCGUUGUGAACUCUGCUGCGUCUGCGAAGGUGUUGUUCGGGCAGAAUGCCCAGGCGCUUAGCUCUCGACCCGAGUUUUAUACUUUCCAUAAGAUUGUUUCCAAUACCGCCGGCACAACGAUCGGAACCUCCCCCUAUAGCGAUUCCUUGAAGAGACGCAGGAAGGGCGCAGCAUCGGCGCUGAAUCGUCCCUCGGUGGACACAUAUGUCUCACACUUGGACGUGGAGUCAAAGGCAUUUGUAGAAGAGCUGCACAGAUAUGGAAACCGUGGGAAGACGCCCGUGGAUCCUAUGCCGAUGAUCCAGCGAUUGAGUCUGAGUUUGGCACUGACUCUGAACUGGGGUGUGCGGGUCGCAUCCCAGGAAGAGGAUCUGUUCGACGAGAUCACCCAUGUCGAAGAGGAGAUUAGUCGGUUCCGAAGCACGACAGGAAAUCUGCAGGAUUAUAUCCCCCUUCUGAGAUUGAAUCCAUUCAGUUCGAAUUCGAAAAAGGCUGCUGAAAUGCGCAUUCGUCGUGAUCGGUACCUUGGAGCCCUGAAUCGGGAUUUGGACGAGCGCAUGGCGAAGGGAACCCACAAACCUUGCAUCCAGGCCAAUGUUAUUCUGGACAAGGAGGCCAAGCUGAACAAAGAGGAGUUGACUUCCAUUAGCUUGACCAUGCUUUCUGGUGGCCUGGACACGGUUACCACAUUGGUUGCGUGGAGUCUUGGGUUGUUGGCCCAGCGUCCUGAUAUUCAGGAUCGGGCAGCAAAGGCUAUUCAAGACAUGUAUGGCCAGGAUGAACCCAUGUGUUCAGUGGAUGAUGAUCAGAGGUGUGCGUACGUCGCUGCACUCGUCAGGGAGUGUCUUCGGUUCUUUACCGUGCUGCGAUUGGCACUGCCUCGUACCUCCAUCAAGGAUAUCACAUACAAUGGGAUCAUCAUCCCCAAGGGCACGGUGUUCUUUUUAAACGCGUGGGCAUGUAACAUGGUUCAUGAGCUGAUCUUCAUAGAUCCUGACGUGUGGACUGACCCGGAUGAGUUCCGUCCGGAGCGCUGGCUCGAACAACCGGACGCGCCACUCUUUACCUACGGCAUGGGCUACCGUAUGUGUGCUGGAUCCCUGUUAGCCAACCGAGAGCUCUAUCUCGUUUUCAUGAGGACCCUCAACAGCUUCCGACUCGAGCCCUAUGACAAAACCGAUUGUCAUCCGGUCCGGGGUAACUCGGAUCCGAGUAGCUUGGUGGCCAUUCCUGAGCGAUACAAGGUCCGAUUCGUGCCGAAGAACGAGAAAGCACUGUCCAAGGCUGUUGCACGAAUGGUGUGA
Penicillium salamii is the source of this 1581-nucleotide messenger RNA. The record is from the annotation of a GenBank genome assembly. NCBI's taxonomy places the organism in Eukaryota, Fungi, Ascomycota, Eurotiomycetes, Eurotiales, Aspergillaceae.